Argentina anserina (silverweed cinquefoil) is the source of this 1508-nucleotide messenger RNA. RefSeq names its product transcription factor MYB1R1. Gene Ontology annotation, biological process: response to gibberellin; response to ethylene. The record is from RefSeq and is a predicted model, not a curated record. Bases 144 to 1106 code for a protein of 320 amino acids. Lineage: Eukaryota; Viridiplantae; Streptophyta; Magnoliopsida; Rosales; Rosaceae. Gene Ontology annotation, molecular function: DNA binding; zinc ion binding. The transcript is spliced from 3 exons.
UCUUUCAUUAGACAAACCGAUUUCUCUCCUCCUACCUAACUAAUAAUCCCUCUCCUCUCUUGAUCCUUUCUUUCCUUGCAUGCCUUGUUAAAUUGCCGCAAACCAACAACAAGAACUCGUACGACGUCGUCGUCCAAUAGAAGAUGUCUCGCACGUGCUCUCAGUGCGGGAACAACGGCCACAACUCUCGAACAUGCACGGAGGCCGCCGUUGGCGGGGCCGCCUCGCCGGAAGAAAAUGGCAUCAUGCUCUUCGGAGUGAGACUGAUCACCGAGCAGGGGAACGCCUUCAGGAAGAGUGCUAGCAUGAACAAUCUCUCCCAGUACGACCAACUGCCCCUUCAGGACUCCAACCCCGACGCAGGCUAUGCCUCUGACGACGUCGUUCACGCUUCUGGUAACCGCCGCGAGCGCAAGAGAGGUGUUGCGUGGACGGAGGAGGAGCACAGGUUGUUCUUGUUGGGAUUGCAGAAGGUGGGGAAAGGAGACUGGAGAGGGAUUUCUAGAAACUUCGUGAAGACUCGGACGCCGACGCAGGUGGCGAGUCAUGCUCAGAAGUACUUUCUGAGGCGCAACAACCAUAACCGUAGACGCCGUAGAUCUAGUCUCUUUGAUAUCACUACCGAUACUCCGUCUAUGAAUUCAUUAAUGGAAGAAGAUCUAGGCCUGCACCAAGAAAAUAGUGCACAACUAUCACUACCGGUGAUGCCAUACCCUCCACCGCAGGCGACCAGUUUGAGUGGUAAUCUUAUCGGCGGGUUUCCAAUCUCAACCUUUCCGAUGACAUUGUCUCCGGUCGAGAGUCUAGCAUCAUUGGUAGCACCAAAUCCAUCCAACGACGUGCAGCAGAUGGCAACCGGCGCACAAACUACUCGAAAACUCGUCCGUCCGAUUCCGGUUCAUCCUGUUCCUCCAUCUGCAAAAAUGGCCGACCUCAACUUGAAUCACAAGUAUCCACCUAGCAGAGCAGCAGCACAAGAGCCACUUUUGUCACUAAAGCUCUCCACAACGACGUCGUCUGAGGAGCAGUCGCCGACGGCUUCGAGUCACUCGUCUGCUUUUCAGGCCAUGUCUAGUGGCACUGAUAGCAUCAUCAGUGUAGCUUGAUGUAUGCGAUGACGUCAUCACUUAUUUUCAGUUUCGUGUAUUAUACGGCCGGCUAGAAGAAGAAGAAAUGAAGAAGCGACUCAAAGCAUGCAUGAUUAUUAUUAUGGAAUGGUUGUACUGUUGAGGUUGAUUAUUUGGGUCCGAAUUAAAGCAAUAAGAUUAUAUUCCACUUAAUCAGACAGAGAUUAAUGGUGGGGUUUAGGUUUAUGUAGGUGAUCAGGUGAUUAAUUCCUUUCUUCCUAUUUUUAUGUACAGCUCUUGUAUUAAUUAACUAGGACAAGAUGGGAUGUCCUUCUCUUCGGUGUGUGAGGUGGGGAAUUUCUUGCUUGUUUAAUUUGAAUCUGUCUGGUUCCUUUUGGGAGUGAAAUGAUAAAGCAUGACCAGGUGCACAUUGUUACUUAA